AUGAAAAUCGAUAUCUCAAAGGCGUUCGACUCGGUACAGUGGGACUUUGUACUGAAUACUCUACUGGUUCAUGGAUUUCCACUAAAGUUUGUUCACUGGAUACAAAUAUGCACAACUACUCCUUCAUUCUUGGUGCAAGUAAAUGGGGAGCUUGCUGGUUAUUUACAACGUAAGAGAGGACUGAGACAAGGGUGUUCCUUAUAUCCUUACCUAUUUGUGAUCUGCAUGAAUGCGCUGUCUUCAAGGAUGGAUAAGGCUGUUAUGGAUAAGCGUUUUGGCUAUCAUCCCUUGUGUAGAAGGCUCCAAAAGAUCAUAGAAGGUGUUAUCUCGGUCUUUGAUGGGUUUGCAAGGGAAUCCGGUUUGAGUAUUAGUCUGGAAAAGUCUACCAUCUACAUGGCAGGGGUUUAA
Messenger RNA from Brassica napus (rape), 408 nucleotides. RefSeq names its product secreted RxLR effector protein 78-like. Bases 1 to 408 code for a protein of 135 amino acids. The transcript has 2 exons. NCBI's taxonomy places the organism in Eukaryota, Viridiplantae, Streptophyta, Magnoliopsida, Brassicales, Brassicaceae. The record is from RefSeq and is a predicted model, not a curated record.